AUGUCUUCCUCCCGAUACUCGACGACAACCAGCUCAACCAACCCAUCAAAAUACUCCUAUUCUCCAGCAGCACAGUCUAGCUAUUCCUCUUCCCGCCCAGGUCAACGCCCCUCUCCAUUCCAACCACCCUCCCAACCAGCCCUCAAACCAACACACCUCUCCUCCCCCUUGCCAGACGACAACGACGACGACUUCUCCCUCACAAUGCCAGGCAUCGAUCCCCUCUCCUUCUUCCUCACCCCCCCAACCCCCUCGGCCCCCUACCCACAGGACGACGACACGGCCAUGCUCGACUUUGACUACUUUGACUACUCGGCUGGCAUCGACGAUUCUUCUUCAGCCGACGUCAGGAGCGUCAGCCCCUCAAGCCUAGCAGGCUUCUCCCGCCCUGACGGCCCGCGCCCCCCUACUCCCCCUCGGGUCUCCUCCCCUGCUGUGAGCACCCCCGAUUUGGAGUUUGACUACGGGAGCUUGGGAGCCAGCCCGGAAGGUGACACGCUCAUGGAGGAAUACUACCGCCAUCGGAUGGGCGGUUAUGGGGGUGUUCCGCUUUUGUUGAAGGACUUUACCAAUGCUGCUGGGGGUAACAAGAAGAGGGGGAAGUUUACCAAGGGGAGUGGGGGGGAAAGGCAUGCGGGGCAUCACCAUGUCUGGAGGGAGCCGAGUCCGGAUGUUUGGAGUAUUGAGGAGGAUCCGAGGGAGGAGGAAACGGGGGUGGUGGAUGUUAAGAAGAAGGGAAAGGGGACUACUAGGGGGGGUGGGAAGGGGAAGAUGGUGAAGAGGGUGAGGUUUGUUUUGCCUGGGGAGGAGGAGGGGGCUUACUGA
This is a messenger RNA of Podospora pseudopauciseta, 825 nucleotides long. RefSeq lists its product as uncharacterized. The record is from RefSeq and is a predicted model, not a curated record. The transcript has a single exon. Bases 1 to 825 code for a protein of 274 amino acids. Lineage: Eukaryota; Fungi; Ascomycota; Sordariomycetes; Sordariales; Podosporaceae.